Molecule: messenger RNA, 1140 nt
Organism: Pestalotiopsis fici W106-1
Lineage: Eukaryota; Fungi; Ascomycota; Sordariomycetes; Amphisphaeriales; Sporocadaceae
Exons: 2
Coding region: 1-1140 (379 amino acids)
Molecular function (GO): hydrolase activity
Source: RefSeq, a predicted model, not a curated record
AUGUUUGCAAGAUCAUUUGCCUUUACAUGGCUAGGUGCCAUCAGCAUCGCAGCGGCGAGUGGUAUUCAACGACCCCUUGCACUGCCCUCCAUUAAAGCGCAGACGACAUCAUCCGCCCUUCUUGACUUACACAAGUCGCUCAUAGAGAUCUCCUCGAUUUCAGAGUCCGAACGCAAUGUUUCGGACUACUUGGGUGGUUAUCUUCGGAACCGUGGCUUCACCGUAGAGGCACAGCCUGUGAAAGAGGACCGGCAAAAUAUAUUUGCAUACAGCGGUCAAUCGCGCAAAACGCGGGUGCUGGUAACGAGCCACAUUGACACGGUCCCGCCGUAUUGGCCGUACGAGAGAAAGGGCGACGAGAUCUGGGGGCGCGGCUCGGUCGACGCCAAGGGCAGCGUCGCGGCACAAGUUGUCGCCGUGGAAUCGCUCCUCCGGGAUGCAGAGAUAGGCGAUGGCGACGUCGCCUUGCUCUUCGUCGUCGGCGAGGAAAAAAGCGGCGAAGGCAUGCGAGUCGCCAAUGGACUCGGCCUCUCUUGGGAGGCCGUCGUAUUUGGGGAGCCGACUGAGCUGAAGCUUGCGAGCGGGCACAAGGGUGGCGGCGUCUUUACGAUCAAGGCCAAAGGCAAGGCUGGGCAUUCGGGCUACCCCGAACAAGGCACCAAUGCGAUUGAUCUGCUUAUCAAGGGGCUCGCUGCUCUCCAGCAGCUUCAACUACCAUGGAGUGAUGAGUUUGGCAACACCACUCUCAAUGUAGGCACGAUACAAGGCGGUGUAGCAUCAAAUGUGAUCCCGCAAGAUGCUUCGGCCACUGUUUCGUCCAGAGUAGCGGCAGGAAGUGCGGAAGAUCUAGAGAAACUAGUCCGACAAGUAGUCCUUGGUGCAUCGCCAGAUUUGGAGAUUGAUUUUGCCGGCGGCCGCGGUCCUGUUCCUAUUGAUCAUGAUAUCAAAGGCUUCGAGACGGCAGUCAUGAAUUAUGGCACUGAUAUCCCACAUUUGGAUGGUGAUCACAAGAGAUACCUCUAUGGCCCAGGUUCAAUCUUGGUCGCGCAUUCAGAUCACGAGCAUCUGACUGUGAGUGAUCUGGAAGCAGCAGUGGAAGGUUACAAGUUGAUAAUUACGGAGAUUCUGAACAGAGAUUAG